UAGCGCGCGGCAAUACGAACUAAAAGAGCGGGAAAGACGAACCGAAGAAGAAACUGCCCGUGUAGUGAACUACAGUACAACAAUGUAAACAGUUAUUAUUUAAUUAGAAAUUAAGCCAUAUUUGAGGAAAAGAAAUCCGUAAAACAUUUACUUAACAUCAUGGGCAAGCGGAAGAGAAACCCGGACAUGAGGUGUGUGUUAUUCCCAGACGAUGUGAAAGACACUUUCAAAAAGGCCGGAAAAGCAUCUGCCAGAACAUCCACACCUGCUACGAAGUCCUGGGAGAGAUGUGGGGACAGUUUCCUGGACACUUCUGUCAUUCAGAAGCUGCAAACGUCAGAGAAGAAGAGCAGGAAUGCACAUAAAGUGGCUCUGACGUCUGUUACUGGCGAUAGGGAUGCUGGCACAGAUGAACCAGUGCACAUUGCCUGGAGCUCCAGUGAUGAGGAAGAAUCAGAUGGUGAUAGUCGUCUUCCUCCUCGACUGAAUGUCACACAGGCACCGCAGCCGCCCAGGGCACACAAACAACAUCCUCUAGACUCUUGCAGAAGUCUGCGGAUGUUCAGCACUGGUGUAGAGACAGAUGACCUGCCCUCUAUUGAUUCAGACAGUGAGAUAGAAGAGGAGAAUUCAGCUUCAAAAGGACAUACUGACUUUCUAAAUCCCGUUGGGUCACCAACCCAGAUUUCCGACUACUCCUCUUACGAUGAUAAUGAUGAAGAUCCAGAAGAUAGCAGAGCGGACUCAUCCCUUCAGGAUGCAGCCGAGUCCAGCAGGCAGUCGGUCAGCGAGUGGGUCCGAUCUGCUCAGGCGAUUCUUCAGACACCUCAGAAACAAACCCCUAAUAGCAUCAAGACCCCAGAGGACUCGAGUAAAAAGAGGAGGAGGUUCGAAAGGGGAGGUCUUGCUGAAAGGCUGAACCGACUCCACAGCAGGCAAAAAUCAGCCAUCAGCUUCUGGAGACAUCAGUGCAACUCAACCACAUCAGCUGCUGAGAGGCCAGGGGUCUUGAUGCUGAGGAUUCUGGGAGUUCGGGAGGAAUGUGGCAUGCAGGCUGCUGUGUGUGACAGGCUGCCAGAAGGAGAAAAGUGUGUGGCUCUUUUCAGCAAGGACACGGCCGCCCAGUUACAGCCUGCACCCGGAGACAUCGUCCACAUCUAUCCACCAUGGCAGAAUCUUGUUGUGGAGGGUGAACGUUAUCCCAUAAUUCUCAACACCCACUUCAGUCAGAAAGUCUGUGAAGAGACUAAGCUGGAUAACGCAGAUGGUCCGAGAGCCGCGGUCACUGUGGAGAAAUGCAGACCUCCGCCGUUAACCAGGAGCCUGUGGUGGUCUGGGACGAGCCAAGUGUCAUCCAUUCCCUGUAAACAGGUCGGUGAGUUGAACAGAAGCGGCGUUCGGAAGUCUCUGCUGGAUGCAGUGGAGGAUUGUGGGUCAUCGGGCUCUCAGAGCGGUCCUGUUGAGGUGGUCGUUCAGAGGGUCUACUGCAUACCCAUCACCCAGUCUUUACCCAGAACUUCUCUCCAGCACAGAGCGCUUGAUAAACCUCCACCAGAAUCAGCACUGCCGCAACACAUUGGCAGGUUGUGUGCUCUAGUUCAGGACAGUUAUGGGAUGUUCGGUGAGGUUCUUCUGCACUGUGUGUCCACAGAAUCAGAGAUCCAGCAGAACUCGGAGCAACUGGAGGGCCAUGUGUGUCUCCUCCAGGCCCUGAGAGUCGUCCAGCGUCUCACACGUGAAAAAUGUUCUGUGCUCUUCAGUUUGAUUGACAGUUUGUGGCCUCCUCCGGUUGAUCCAAAAUCUCACGACGAUCUUCUGCAGUCUCCCAGUGAUGGCGUCCCACCGCCCUGUUUCUGCUAUAGGCUGAGCAUCCAGCUGAAAAACAUGGUUCUGUUAUCAGGACAGACUGAAUCUCCACUGUACCGACCACCUGUACUUCAGACGCUAAGAGAGAUCCUUCAGGAUAAAUCUUCAAGGCGUCGUUGCAGCUUUCGGGCCACUGUGGUUCAUAAACAAUUACUGAGCUCAAAUGCAGGUGAGAGGGAGAUGCUGCUGUUUGUGACCGAUCCCAGUCUCCAAAGGGAGCCAAACACAGACGGGAACAGGAGAACCGUAGCUGUGUGUCUGAGCCGGUCCUGCCUGAUCCAGAGCUCAGUCACACAGGCCCUGGAUGCCCUGCAGACACAGCCUGUUCUGAUGUUCAGAGACGCUGUGGAGGAGAAUGCGCAGAUAUUCUGCUGGGAACAGACGGUGAUCCAACUGGAGCCAGAGAACUCAUCCUUCUCCAUACCACGGCCCAUCAUACUGGACCACCUGGGUCCAGAAACCCCCCCAUACUCUCUCUGCACUGUCACAGGUGUGGUUGUAGCAGUGGAUGAAAACACAGCGUUCUCCUGGCCCACCUGCAGCUGUUGCGAGAGCUGCCAUUUAGAGACUCGAGAAUAUCAGAAAGGAUUCCUCUGUUUAGCAUGUGGAGCAGUGGUGGAUGAACCCACCACAAAGAUGCAGCUGGAGGUGUUUCUGAGCUGCUCCCCACUGAGUCACUGCACCAUCAAAGUCAAGUUGCAGCAAAAGACCAUUCAGUCUCUUUUAAACUCAAGCUGUACUGAGGGUUACAGUGUGGAAAAUGUUCUUGGGUCGGAGAUCGGUCCUCUCAGCGUCUUCGUCCACGUCGUCAACAGAAGUCACACUGUUUGGAUGGGUUUGGAGGAGUGUGACCUGCACUGACUAGCACACUUAUUUGUUCAUUUCACGGUUUAAAAAGAAUGAUUAGUCAACACUAGUCUUGCCUUAUUUCCAAAUGUUUGUAAAUAAACCAAAAAUGUGUAGAGUGCUAAAAUAACGGAUCAUUCUGGAGUCUGUAGUAUCUGAGUAUUUUGAAACAAGAAAUAAUAAUAUCAGUAUGAAAGAUGCUCAUGUGAUGUCCAGUAUCGGCUGAUAAAAUAUAUUUUUGUUGUCAAUCAAAUGAUGGCAUCUGUAUUAUGGUGGUGUUUAAGUUAAUUGUAUAGUAAUUGCUCUCUAUGAAAGCUGAACUCCUACAUUCACUAUAAAUAAACGUUUUAUGCCAUCAAAUAA
Messenger RNA from Carassius gibelio (silver crucian carp), 3075 nucleotides. RefSeq names its product scaffold protein involved in DNA repair (gene spidr). Lineage: Eukaryota; Metazoa; Chordata; Actinopteri; Cypriniformes; Cyprinidae. The coding region runs from base 160 to 2727 and encodes 855 amino acids. Gene Ontology annotation, biological process: regulation of establishment of protein localization to chromosome; double-strand break repair via homologous recombination. The record is from RefSeq and is a predicted model, not a curated record. Gene Ontology annotation, cellular component: nuclear chromosome; nucleoplasm. The transcript has 20 exons.